Knipowitschia caucasica is the source of this 879-nucleotide messenger RNA. The record is from the annotation of a GenBank genome assembly. Lineage: Eukaryota; Metazoa; Chordata; Actinopteri; Gobiiformes; Gobiidae.
AUGGACGAAAACGCGAGUAAAGCAGACCUUGGUCUCCUGGACCUGCCCUGGGAGGAUGUCCUGGUCCCUCACGUCUUGUCCCAUGUCCCUCUCCAGACUCUGGUUCAGCUGCAGCGAGUUUCCAAACAGUUCCUCAGCCUCAUUCAGCUCUACCUCGCCAACUGCAGACACUUCCACCUCGCUCCGCUGGGUCCGACUCUGCCCAGAGAAGCCUUCUGCUCUCUGCUCCGAGACUCUCGCUCGCUGCAGUCUCUUUCUCUGCACUGCUGCUCAGACUGGCUGUCGGACUCAGACCUGCUGCCUGUGAUCGGACAGAACCUGCAGCUUCACCGCGUGGAGCUGCGUGGCUGCUCUGGUCUCACACGGCGCUCUCUGGUGGCCGUGUCGCUCACCUGCGCCCAGCUCUCGCACCUGGGGUUGGCGCACUGCGAGUGGGUGGAUGCUCUGUCUCUGAGGAGUCUGGCGGAUCACUGCCUUCAUCUGCAGUCAAUAGACCUCACCGCCUGCAGGCGGCUCAAAGACGAGUCCGUCUGUUACUUGGCUCGAAAGUGCGUGAAGCUGCGGAGCGUGUCUCUGGCCGUGAACGCCAACGUGACGGACGAAGCGGUGGAGGCUCUGGCCAAGAGCUGCAGAGGACUGGAGAGUCUGGACCUGACUGGCUGCCUGCGAGUCCACGACCACAGCAUCAGGACCCUGGCGGAGUACUGCCCUGGCCUCCUCUCUCUCAGAGUGAAUCAUUGUCAUAAUGUGUCAGAGCAGAGUCUGGAGCCUCUGAGGAGGAGGGGGGUGGAGAUGGACGUGGAGCCUCCCCAUCAGAGGGCGCUAGUGCUGCUGCAAGACGUCCUGGGCUUCGCUCCAUUUAUCAACCUGCAGAUAUAA